Messenger RNA from Phytophthora nicotianae INRA-310, 1074 nucleotides. RefSeq lists its product as hypothetical. The transcript has a single exon. The record is from RefSeq and is a predicted model, not a curated record. Gene Ontology annotation, biological process: carbohydrate metabolic process. Bases 59 to 1018 code for a protein of 319 amino acids. Gene Ontology annotation, molecular function: isomerase activity; carbohydrate binding. NCBI's taxonomy places the organism in Eukaryota, Oomycota, Peronosporomycetes, Peronosporales, Peronosporaceae.
AUCUGCCAUUCCCUAAUUAACCUGCUGAGGAACAAGCUCGAUCCCAACACCAUCCACCAUGGUUAACGCUUUCAUCUUCAAGACCGCCGCUUUGGUGUCGACGCUGCUUGCGUCUGCCAAUGCCGAGCUGGAGACCGUCAAGCUCUCCCACCCGCACGGCUCCAGCGCCGAGGUGUUCCUCUUCGGUGCCCACGUCAAGUCGUUCCGUGCCGCCAUGGACCCGAAGCUUGACAUUCUGUUCAUGUCGAACGAGUCCUUCAUGGACGGCGUGAACCCCAUCCGUGGAGGUAUUCCCCUUGUGUUCCCGAACUUCGGUAGCGCCAAGGGAUUCCCCAGCCACGGUUUCGCUCGUAUCACCAACUGGACGCUGGCCAGCCACGAGGAAGCCGCUGACAAGAACAGCCCCAGCGUGGCCACCUUCACGAUGGCGUCGAGCGACUCGACCCGCAAGAUGUGGCCCGUUGACUUCGAGCUCGAGUACGAGGUGAAGCUGUACGCUAACCAGCUGGAGACGGCUCUGCACGUGCACAACACGCACAAGGAGCAGAUUGACUUCCACGCUCUGCUGCACAACUACCUGUGGGUGGACGACGCUCGCAACAAGGGCGUGCAGGUGCACGGCCUCAAGGGUGUCGACUACUACGACAAGGUUGCUAAGGUCAACGCUACGGAGAUCCGCGAGUACAUCGACUUCGCUAACCAGACUGACAACGUCUACAGCAACGCCCCCAACAAGGUCAGCGCCAUUAUUAAGGGCGUCAACGCUGUGGACCGCACGGUUACGGUUGAGAAGGCCGGCUUCAUCGGCGGCUCGGCCAGCCAGAAGAACGUCGAGACCGAGACCGACGUCGUCGUGUGGAACCCGUGGGCCGACCGUGCCAAGACCAUGGAGGACUUCGGUGACGAGGAGUACAAGAACAUGGUUGCUGUCGAGCCUGGCCGUGUGUCUGUGAAGCAGGUUCUACCUGCUGGCGAGACGUACACGCUGCAGGAGACCAUCUCGGUCACCACGCUGUAAGCGAUGGACGACGUAAUUCCAUGAUGUAGAUGUGUUGAAUAUUUUUGAUGGAGAAG